CACGGGGCGUUCUCCCGCUGAGCCUGAAAAGCCGAACUCUCUUUUCCUCCUAACAAGAGAUCGGGAGAGAGAGAGAGAGAGAGAGAGAGAGAGAGAGAGAGAGAGAGAGAGAGAGAGAGGAUAUUGAGAGGUCCACCUGCAGAAAAGGAGACCGAGGAGGAAGAGAGACCCGGAAAGCAUGACGACAGAGAUCAACUCUAAAGGUGUCAGCGCAGGGCUGAUUGUCUUGCUUGUUGUUGUUGGAGUUGUGCUGACCUUCAUUAUCGGGAACACUGUCCUCUAUAUAUAUGCUCAGAAGAGUGCUCCACCAAGAAAGAAGAAGCCUGUUUCCAAGAAGAAAAUGAAGAGAGAAAAGCUCAAGCAAGGUGUCUCGGCACCUGGGGAAUAAACCUCCAAUAUCAAAAUUUCAAGAGUCUGACUCCCUUUUUAGGUCUAGGUAGGCAGGAUGUUCUUGUACUUGUACUGUGGUAUCUUGAUGAGAAUUUUCUUGGUUUUUGAUUGCUUAGACCUUGCUGGAGAUUUGUUAGAAAUUGCUCUUGGCAAUUGUUUGAACCAUUUUUGGUUGACUCUCUCUCCAUCCAGUGAACCGCCUGACAGUAGUUUAGCA
This is a messenger RNA of Nymphaea colorata (pocket water lily), 607 nucleotides long. RefSeq names its product DNA-binding protein S1FA3-like. Gene Ontology annotation, biological process: regulation of DNA-templated transcription. Gene Ontology annotation, cellular component: nucleus. Bases 179 to 388 code for a protein of 69 amino acids. Lineage: Eukaryota; Viridiplantae; Streptophyta; Magnoliopsida; Nymphaeales; Nymphaeaceae. The record is from RefSeq and is a predicted model, not a curated record. The transcript has 2 exons. Gene Ontology annotation, molecular function: DNA binding.